Molecule: messenger RNA, 7086 nt
Organism: Vespula pensylvanica (western yellowjacket)
Lineage: Eukaryota; Metazoa; Arthropoda; Insecta; Hymenoptera; Vespidae
Gene: spri
Product: protein sprint
Exons: 18
Coding region: 1219-5349 (1376 amino acids)
Biological process (GO): signal transduction; vesicle-mediated transport
Cellular component (GO): cytosol; endocytic vesicle
Molecular function (GO): guanyl-nucleotide exchange factor activity; small GTPase binding
Source: RefSeq, a predicted model, not a curated record
CAACACCGUAGCGGCAAUAAGGUGCCCAUGCACAGCGCGCUAAAGUCCACCGAUGCAGCUGGGACUAUAGUGUUUAAAGUAACGCGCAGUCAGUCCAUUCGCGACUGCCAGCCGGGCAAGACAUUCGGAUCUCUUUGUCUGCUUGCCUCUUAGCCGAGUCGUGGCGCGUGCAGUCGCGCGCGUCCGCACACAACGACGCACAUAGUGUUUCUCCAUUUUACAAAAUAGCAUCGUCCUCGGCGUAGGUAGUAAAAGACAUGGAGAAGAUUAAGUUGAGAAGGACUUUCGUCGUGGCAAAAGCUCGUAAAUAAACACAUCCAACAUCGAAUCCUUUGAUCGUUCGAAAGUUCGAAAGCCGAUGACACUCCCUGACCAGCGUCAAGAAGAUCGAGAGGCAAGACAUCAGACUUUCUGAGAGUUGAAAGAGAAGAGGAAAAGAAGAGGCGGAGGAGGAGGAAGACGUCUUUCGUCUCUUCCCGUAGAAGACGAUGCCGUUCGUCGUAUUCUCGAAGAACCAUGAGAAUCGUUGUCGCUUGCUGAGAGGAGCAGAAGAAGGAGAAGAGGAGGAAGAAGAAGAAGAAGAAGGAGAGAAGGAGAAAAGGAAGAAAAGGAUAGAAACGAAGUCAAAGUGGCGUUGGUAGACCUACGAAGGCUUUUAUAUGUACGAGAAACGCUCUUUGCCGCUCACGGCGAGAUAUGAGCUCUAAAUUUAGCCGUAAGAAUUUUCGCGGCAUCUACACGCGCGGCUGUUCCUUCUCGCGACUACCAUCGCCGCUAUUUCGCGUCUUUUGCUUGAUUUUCACAGGACGAGUCGCACUGGGCUCGGAUUUAUACGAAGCCAAGUGUGCGGCUAAAGAGAGAUAAAGAGAGCGAGAGAGGAGAGAAAGAGAGAAAGAGAGACCAAGAGCGGACACGCGCGUUCGUUCUUUCUCUUUCUUUCGUUCUGAUCUCGUUCUCUUCACAACGCUAGUUUCUCGCAUUAACAGUACUAAAAGAGUAUACGUCUGUGUACAUCCGUCUGUGUGUCUCUUCGUAAGAAUAGAAGAAUAGUAGACGACGAGAAGAGAACCUUUAUUUUCGGAUGACUCUCUGAAAAGAUGCUGAUCACCAAGUACACUACGAUACUGCUGCAGUCGACCAAUCAGCACAUCAUUCGCCUCUCCGUUGUCCCUCUGGGUGCUAUCACGCGCCACCGAGCAAAAAAGGGACGGAGGGUACAUGUGGAAAAACUUGCUAGCGACGGACUGGGUUUUCCAUGAUCUCUUUACGACCCCUUGGACCGUUGCCACUGGACCACGCACCGGAAGCGAUGUCUUCUUGGAACCGUAUCUGCAGCAGCACGGGACAGUUCAAGUUGUCAGCUCGCCGAGCACGCCACCGCCGAAUCCGCUCCAACAUCAUCAGCUUGCACAGCUACAUCAUGGGCAGAGCGAAGAGUCGCUUUCUUCGGAAGGCUCGGCCACCUCGGGAGGAUCUUCAGGCACCACAGAAGAUUCUGGCAGCGAGGUGGCAUGUGACAUAACGCUGAUCGAAAGGCUCAUACGAUCUCAUCCGAUUUGGUUCCUCCCGGGUAUUCAAAGGGCUGGCGCUUUCCACUUGUUGCAAGGGAAGGAGGAAGGGAAUUUCGUAGUCCGACAAUCAAGUCAAAGCGACACGAUGGCCCUUUCGGUGAGAUUACCGGCCGGGAAGGGACCUUAUAUCGAGCACUACCUGAUCCAAGCCAACAAGGGGAAGUUGAGCUUGGAAACAAGCGAGAACAGGUUCGACAACAUCCCCUCACUGAUAGCUCAUUAUUCCCAGUGCUGUGAUGAAUUGCCAGUGCAAUUGACGCUACCGAGAGCAAUGCGAGAGGCCAAGAAUAGGCAACAACUUUCGUCACUAGCACUUUUGGGUCAAGAAUUUUGGAGAUAUCCGAUGGCGAAUCCAAAACCACCGGAAAGCAGUAGUAGUAACACAUCGAGCUUAAGCAGUUUCCAUGGUUGUAACAACAAUCAUAAUAACAAUAAUAACAACGGUGGUACUCCGACGACAGAAAGCAUCGUUCUUAAUCUCGCACCUAUUUCUUCUCACGAUACACAAAAUUCAUCGCCAACAAACACAGGGACGACGUCGACGUUUGCUUCAUCUUUACCACGACAGCCAAGACCAACGCCACCAAAUACGCUUAAUCUGACGACUUUUAACGAGCCACUGGAUAUAAAGAAAGACCAGCACGAAAUCAUGUCUCCGUGUGAGAAACUCUCGCAAAAAUUGAUUUCACCGAAUUUGGUGCAAAGCGUACGUUGCCCAUCGCCCAUAGUUCACAACGUCGAGAGCAACGUUCUUAGUCCCACUCAGGAUACUAAGGGAAACUUCGAGAGCGUGAGAAAUAUCCUUGAAACACCGAAGACGACGAUCGUCGAGUUUUCCAGAAGUAGCAAGUUUACCUCGAUCGGCACGUCGACAUCGAAUUUCCAUCAAAAUAUUUCCAACUUCAAUAAUCCCUCGUGCGCAAAUUCACCUAUCAUUGCUGAAGGUCAGAUCGUUGGGCAGAAUGUCAAAACUCCACCGCCACCACCACCGAGAUGGGCAAAACCUGGAUUAAGUCAGAAUCAAAGUAAUUUCACUGUAACCACAACCGUUACGUUCAAUGUCAAUCAAACUAACGACAUUAACGUGUCACAGCAAAACACACCAACGGAAGCGAACACGUCAUUAUUGAGUCCGCAAAGCGCAACAUCCAACAAAUCUCUCACGUCGAACUUUUCCAUAAAAUCACCUCUUUCGCCAACGAUGCCAGUGUUAUCACCCAUGUCGAAACUAGUCUCCAAUGUUGGUAGCAAAACACCAAACGUUCUCUCGCCCACGACACCGUCUAGCACAAGCAAGUCAAAACGACGACGUGAUCGCGAAGCUAGAAAGAAUUCCCAGCAUUAUCAAGAAUCUGAUAUCCUUGAUUCGUAUUACCGCAGCUCACCAGGUGAUAAGAUCUCGGACUACGAGGAUAUCUGGAACACAACCGAUCAAUCAAAUCACUCUACUUGGUCACCGAACGAUAGACUCGCACGUAACGAGCCACCCGGUAAUGCUCAGGAUCGUUUAAGAAAUUCCAACGAUCGACUGAUCGGCCAAGAGAGAUUACUCAGUCCGAUCGAGAGAUGUCCCAAUCAGAGAGAAGACAGGUUGAUGGGGAAUAAGCAAUUGAUCGUAAGAAACGAGAGGUUUAUUUUGAGAAAUGACAAGUCGGUUAUAAAUGAGAAACUUGGUUACAAGGAGGUCACUAGUCCAGAAUUCAGUAGUUUCAAACCCGUUCCUGAAAUGAAAAAUAUCGAACAGGUAUCACCUGAAGAAACGGGGAUGGGAAGAAGACCCGAUCUACUCUCUAGAGUUUGUAGUGCCAAUUCGCUGAACAGUCCUAGUGCAAUCACACCGCCAAGAAAUAAAUUAGGAUUGAUACUCGCCAAGUCGGAAAGCAAUAGUCCUCUGACACCUGAAUCGAAACAAGGUAGUCCAUUUUACGCGGAGCCAGCUGACGCGAUCGCUCAAAGCGCAGCGAUUAUACCAAGGAGACGAUCGAAGAACAAUCCGGCAACAAAUAAAUAUCGUCAUAGCGAACCAGGCUGGUUACAAACACCGAUUGGCAAUAAUUCGAAUCAAUUGCAUCCUAUCGACUGGGAGGAGACGGAAGAGACGGAGGAUAAAACACCAUUGAUAUCAUCGUCCGUCGACAAUUUAGCUAAACGCCUUGGCACGAGGGAAGUGAAAAAAAUUCCUCGGGCAAAACCCGUGCAACCACCAAAAAUUAGAGUCAAGGUAUUCAACGAUACAUCCUGGGCCGUGGAUUCAAGUUGGGAGUUUAUCGGAAACGAAGGAGAUGAUUGUGAGCCAGAUUACGACUGUGAUGCAGAUUACGAUGGAGAAAAUGUUGCGAGAAAAUUUCCAGACGAGGAGUGCGAUAAAGAUAUUGUAAGAAAUACUUUGACCGUUCAGAGUAUCAUUCUGCAACGGUACCCAGAAUUGUUAAAACCACCGGAUACGUCAGAGUCGGUAUAUAGCGACAGGAACUCCUCGUACGAUAAUGUCGAAAAGAGGAAUGAAAGAGAAGACACGCCGGAAUCGAGAAAGGAUCAAACCUAUGACCCAUCCGAAUGGGAAACUAUGUUGGAUACAGACGAGAGCGAUGUAGAGAGAAUCAAGAGAAACAAAAGCUUCAAGGAAAGACUGGAUCCUCUCCUGUCACCACCGCGAUUACAAGCUCUAAGGAAUCGCGAUGUGAGUGGUACUGGUUCAACAAUAAGAUCGUACGCCCUUCAAUUAGCAGCCGACAAAACAACCACAUUCUCCCAAAAUAUCGACAAUUUCAUUCAAUGCACGAAGGAAGGCAAAGAAGCGAGCCCUCAUGUGGUCAUGAGGAACAUGCGACAAUUUAUGUCGGGAAUGAAGAAUUAUUUGGUGAAGCAUGGGGAAAGAGAGUUCGAAAAGGAAGUCGAGAAAGAGAGAUUAAAGCUAAAACCGAACGAAUUUUUGAAUCUUGAUGCUAUUCUGGAAGGUGUGAUGAUGGGUCUCGUUGUACGGCCACUCAGAGAGCAUGUUUAUAGGCUCUUCGUUGAUCAUUAUGCUAGCAACGGCUCUCUUCAAACACUCGCUGAAAGUAUUCAACAUGCCCAGGGUAAACACGUUCAAGAUCUUGGUGUUCGACCAAAAAUUAUACCUCCGUCGGAAUCAAGUCUGGAACGUAUAUUGAAGUACCUCGAGCGAUUACAGAAAGCAGAUUCCCCAUUGGAUAAGUUGGAGAAUUUAUUAGCUGCAAUAUCUGCAAUAUUUAACUCUGUAAAACAUGCCAAUUCCGGAAGGCAUGUGACACUAGGCGCAGACGAUCUUUUACCUCUUCUCGUCUGGGUAUUGGUUCGUGGUAAGGUCGUGGAUGCCGAAGUUGAAGCCGAGUAUAUGUGGGGCCUCCUCCAUCCUUCUCUUCUUACUGGAGAAGGUGGUUAUUACUUGACGACGCUCUCUAGUGCGGUGCACGUGUUGAAGACUUUUAAAUCCAGUCACGGAACAAUGUCCACAUUAAACGGCUGUGGAACGCCAGACUGCUCUUCCGUUCUACGUAUUCUUGUACCAGAUGAAUUGCAUGGUUCUUUGAAUACUAGAACGUUACCAGUGCGGCCGAAUAUGAAUACCAGAGAUAUUUGCCGCAUUCUUGCACACAAAAUAAGAUGCACCAAUCCUCAGGAUUAUGGUCUUUUCAAAUUGGUGCAAGGAGAAGAAACGCUGUUAGGCGAUCAUGAAUGUCCGCAAGAGCUCUCUCACUGCCUUUUUGCCUAUAAACGAAUCGAUGCGAAGAUAGCCUGGCCGAAAACCAGUUCUUGAACGUCGCAAAACAGCGUAUUUUUUAUUAAACUAAAUUAGAUUUGUAUCAUUCUCGUGUUGUUCGUAAGUUCGUGACACAUUGUCAUUCUAUAAUUAUUCUACUUUGACUGAACUAUUUAAUAGGAAACUUCUAUGAAACUGGUGUGUCAAUCCAUGUAACUGAUUGUAUCUUAUAUACAUUUCGUGUUAUUGCGAAUAGUAUUGUUCUAUCAGAUCUGUACAACAUUUUUUCUCAAUCAGAAUUUUUUAAAGAUCUUUUUAAUUACAAUCUAUGCAUAUAAGAAUUUUAUUCCACGAAGGCAUUGUUACACGCUUAGUUUCCUUUUAAAGCACCCAUCUAACCUUUCAUGAACAAUAAAAAGCUUUAUAAAGAUUUAUAUCUUAUCUUCAAAAUACUUGCCAUUUUAGUACUCGUAGUACUUUUUCAUCAUAAAAAGUUUAAAAUAAUGGUAUAUCUCAUAAACUUGUAAAGAGAUAAAGCAUUCGACAAUAUGACUUAUUUUUCUUUUCAAUUGUUAACAUUUUUACUGAAAGAUAUUUUCCUUGUUAAGACACAUGUGUAAAAUUCACAACCAGGUAGUUGAAAAUAUUUCAAGCAGGUGCUACUUUUAAAAAAGUUAGCUGUAUCAAACGUACUGCGCUAUUUAAAACUAAAUCUUAUACGGAAAGUGUAAGAUAAUAACAUCAUUCACAAAUCGACGUCAAAAAAUAAAGAUUAAAUAUCGCGUAUGUUCUACUUUUCCAUUCGUAUAUAUAAUGUAUCAGUGAAAACCAUAUUAUUCAAUAUAAACAUCUACAUGAACGACAUUACUAAUACGAUUAUAUUCUUUUAAAUGAGCAGAGUGGGAUUCGAAUUAAGAGAACCAUGUUGUUCGUAAUAAAAUUGUGUAGAGUAUGGAACAAAAAAAAUAGUUUUUCAAAAUAAAUAUUUAUUUCGACGUAUAUAAAUUAAAAGUAGAAUUAGAAUCAAGUAUACUUAAUUCCCUUUUCCCUAUAGAAAGUACGUCAUUGUGUGUAUUGAUUAAGGACAUGGCAUGGUUGCAAUAAAAUUAACAAAAAAAAAGAAGAUACAACGAUAGAUCUAUGGUCUCUAUGGUCGAAACCAACUUUGCGAAGGGAGUACUAUACAUUUUCUAUAAUUGAUUAAAUUGUAGGUUCUUGAUACAAAUUAUAGAAUAGAGCACAAAAGACUAGUUUAGACUCUAUUUUAAGUACUUUUUAUGACAUAUGGUGAAUUACUAGAUAAGCAAUUUGUAUUUUAGGUAAUGUUCGUAUAUUUAUUGGAAGUUGUAUACAUAUUUUUCAACAUUUUUCGAAUGUUUCUUUAAGCAUGCAUUUUUUUAGAAUUUGCUCGACUGAUUUGGGCAUCGAUUAUAGGCUAUGCGAUGUUAUUAAGACUUGACGUGAAAACAACAUUGAUAAUAGAAAACGAUGUGCAUUUCAAAUAUAAUUACCAUUAAAUGAAAAAUAAGAUAAAAAUGUGUAUCACGAAAUCACCGAUAUCCUAAAUCUAAAAGCAUUACUUGUAAAUCCUGUACGAAUCAGUGGAGCACUUAUUAUCCUGUGGGAGACAGUACUCGAUAUAUGUAAUAUUAGUAAUUAUAUGUACAUUUCUUCUCCUCUAAUUUAUUAAAAGCGUUUUUAAUACAUGUAUAUGUAUGUAUAUUCGUUUAUACACGUUAUACGCGUAUAUUCGUGUAUAUCUAAGACAUGUAUGAUAAAUAUUCGUUGCAUAGA